GCUUUCAGAAAAUUUUAAUAACCGUUACAUAUCGAAAUCGUGAAAUUCGUUUCACACUUAACAAGGAAUUUACAUGUUCAGCACGUUCCUCGUACCAAGAUGCGGAUACCCUUGGCUUCUUACGCACAGACAGAACAUCAGAAUUAUCCCAUCGGUUUUGGAGCACCGGAUAACAUUCAAAUAUCUUUGGCAAACGGAAAUAUUAUGAAGAUUCCAUUGGCGAGCAUCAAUAUCAGCGAGGAAGUCAAUAAGAGUGGGAUUUGGCAACAAGUUAAUGAGAGUAACGAGAAGCAGAAACAACCGAAAUUAAUGAACGUAAGCAAAUCGAAGAAGCAUCUCAAGAAGGAAGGCUCGUUGCUGGUCGACGAAACGACGAGGCUGACGACGAUGACGGAGGAAGACGAAGAUGACAAUGGCAUAUCGAUCAAGGUAGAUCUUAUACGAUCGAAGGAGAGUAUCGGCCCAUUGAAAGUAAAUGGCACUACGUCGGCAGAGACAUCCGUUUAACGAGUACGAUAUCCUACGGGAUGUCAUCUCCAAUUUAAAAAGUAAAUUCGUAUCUGGUAAAAUUUCAGGGGAGGAAAAAAUAUAUGUAUACAUAUAUACAUAUACAUAUAUAUAUAUAUAUAUAUAUAAUUAUUUUCAGGUGACUUUUUAUAUGAAAUGACUAGAUUAGACGAAAAUCUUAGUUGCAUUAAAUACCGUUCCAGUAUAUAUGCAUAGUACGAUGGACCUCGCGAUCUUAACUUAAAAUGCCUUUAUUUAAACAAACAAUAAAACAAAAUCAAAAUGAUUUUACGAACGUCGAUCAUCAUACAAUCGUACGUUGUUAGAAGGUAUAUAGUUUCUUUUAUACGAGGCAUUACUUUCAGAGAAAUUUUUUCAUGCAACGUUGUCAUUUGUCAUUAACAAAAGCCAAGGAAUUUAAGAUCGUUUCGAUGAACAUUUAACAUUUUUGCAAUAGCAUUUAUUACGUGUUUCGAGUCUUUCAAAAGAUAGAAAGCGGAUAGUGGAUCGUUCGCAUUAUUCAUUGUAUACAAAUACAUGCAUACGAUAUAUACACAUAGUACAGACACACGUACAUACAUACAUACAUACAUACAUACAUAUAUACAUACAUACACAUAAUCCGUGAGAAACCGACAAUACUUACGCUUCUUUUCGUGUUACACCACGAUAAGAUUGUAUCAAAGUUGGUAAAGAUUAGAUUGGUUGAAGAAUAUUAUACUGGAGUAAACUCCAAAAGAGUAAAACAAACUAUUAGAAAAUAACGAAAAAGCGACAGGUACUUGUUUUGAUCGUUAGUUAGUACGAAUAAGGUGUUUAGUCGAUAAAUCGAUCGAUGAUCCAACGUACCGAUUAACGUAUUAAGUAUUCACGUUUUAGAGGCUUAGCAAAUUUUACGAUUAAGAGGCUGGAUGUAUAUAGUAUAUAUGUACGAAUAAAAGAAAAAAAAAAAGAUAAAAAAACAAAAAAGAUGCAAAAGAAAAAAAAAUUUGAGAGAAAGUUGUAUAAAUACGACGUUUAAAAUGCGUUUUAAGGCGAACGCAAUUCCAUACAAUCGAUGUAUUCAUAUCUCUGUCGCAAUUAUUUAUAAAUUCUGUUCUGAGUAAUGAAA
Molecule: messenger RNA, 1618 nt
Organism: Vespula pensylvanica (western yellowjacket)
Lineage: Eukaryota; Metazoa; Arthropoda; Insecta; Hymenoptera; Vespidae
Exons: 4
Coding region: 100-507 (135 amino acids)
Source: RefSeq, a predicted model, not a curated record